AUGCAAGCUCUAAAUAAGAACACAACAAACUUUUCAAACUAUUCUAAGAUAUCUGAGUCAUUGAAAGAAGGAAACUUAAAACUGACAAUAAACCCAAUGACAGAUGAGUUUCUGUUUCAAGACAAUAAGAACCAUACUGUCUGUAUAAAUCCAACAAAAGGAACUUUAAACGAGAAACCUAUAAAUGAACUUCUUUUGAAAGCAGAUGUUGACAACAAAGCUGACAAAGAAUAUGUAGACGAUGCAAUAGCAAAAGAAGAAGAAAGAGCUAACAAUGCUUAUGCAACAAAAGAACAUACUCAUCCUGAACUAGCAGACAAAACAUAUGUUGACAAUAAAAUGUCAAGUGAAGUGACAAGAGCUGAAAACGAAUAUUCUAAAAAGACUCAUACACAUUCUAUAUCUGAUAUUACAAACUUACAAGAAACCUUAAACAGUAAAAGUGACGUUGGACAUACACAUACCAUUGCAAAUAUUACAAACUUACAAGAAACCUUAAACAGGAAAAGUGCCGUUGGACAUACACAUACCAUUGCAAAUAUUACAAACUUACAAGAAACCUUAAACAGGAAAAGUGACGUUGGACAUACACAUACCAUUGCAAAUAUUACAAACUUACAAGAAACCUUAAACAGGAAAAGUGACAUUGGACAUACACAUACAUCUUCUGAAAUAACAGACUUAAACGUUAGCCUUGAAAAUAAAGCAGAUAAAACAUAUGUCAAUUAA
Trichomonas vaginalis G3 is the source of this 729-nucleotide messenger RNA. RefSeq names its product phage tail repeat-like family. The record is from RefSeq and is a predicted model, not a curated record. Lineage: Eukaryota; Parabasalia; Trichomonadida; Trichomonadidae. Bases 1 to 729 code for a protein of 242 amino acids. The transcript has a single exon.